UUCCUGGUCAUCCCCGUCAAUGCCAAAACUCACCAACUGCACUACCAAUCCAUUUGGAAGAGAUAUCUCCACAUCCGAAGUCACUUGGAUUUCCUCCUUGGUACCAAUAGGGGCUUCAGUGGGGCCUUUCCUCUUCGGUUGGAUGACGAAUAAGUUUGGAAGGAAAUUCACCAUUCUGUCGUUUGGAGUACCGUUUCUGAUAUCUUACCUGAUGAUGGCGUUCUCUACCACGGUGGAGUUAUUCUACGUUGCUAGAUUCGUUGUGGGGGUGACUCUAGGAGGGUGUUUCACGGUACUGCCUAACUAUUUAGGGGAAGUAGCGGAGAAGAGGAACAGAGGAGCGUUGGGUUCUUGUAUGGGGAUAGCAGUUGCAAUUGGACUGUUCUUUUCCUACUGUGUAGGACCCUAUGUCAGUGUGAUGGUGUUCAACCUCAUAAUAGCAUUUCUUCCGGCCUCAUUUUUGGUGAUAUUCUCUUUAGUUGGAGAGGAAUGUGCCCACUAUCAUUUGAGCAGGAAUGAAGUUGACAUGGCCAGAGAAGUUCUUUAUAGGCUUAGAGAUAAAGGCUAG
Messenger RNA from Leptinotarsa decemlineata (Colorado potato beetle), 568 nucleotides. RefSeq names its product facilitated trehalose transporter Tret1-like. Gene Ontology annotation, cellular component: membrane. NCBI's taxonomy places the organism in Eukaryota, Metazoa, Arthropoda, Insecta, Coleoptera, Chrysomelidae. Gene Ontology annotation, molecular function: transmembrane transporter activity. Gene Ontology annotation, biological process: transmembrane transport. The record is from RefSeq and is a predicted model, not a curated record.